UAUAGAUAAGAGCAUUUUCUAUUAGUUCCUAUUCAAUAAACUAGUUAUAGUUCCCGUACAGAUAAGUUUUGAGUAUAUCAUAAAAUGUUUCAGAAAGUUUUGUGUUUGUGCUUACUUACUAUUAUAACUCAAACGGAUUCUGCAAGAAUUCUUGUGAUAAUUCCAACUCCCGCGAUAAGCCAUCAAUCAGCUUUGCGACCGCUAUGGACAGAACUAUCUUUAAGGGGACACAGUGUGACUUUAGCUACGACAAAUGUAGCAAACGACUCUCGAUUAGUGAAUCUUACCGAAAUUGACAUGGGAGAUAUGUAUACAAAUCCACUAUUGUUAAGUCUUUAUAAAAAAAUGUCAUUGGCAAGUAACUUUGAAGUGUUGCAUUUAAUAAACAAAUUGUGUGACACUAUUUUGGACCUUCAGCUAUCAACUCAUUUGAAACACCUGAUUAGAAAUGAAAGUCUCUUUGAUGUUGUCAUUGCCGAGCAUGUUAUAGUUGACCAACUAGCAUUUGCUGAUCUUUACGGUUGCCCAAAAGUUCUAGUGUCCUCUUUUGAUGUAACAUCGUUAAUACACAGUUAUGUGGGAAAUCCUAGUAAUCCUGUGGCCCAUCCAGAUUUUAACCUGGCACUUACAAGUGGCAAAUUAUCGUUUAAAGAACGAAUCGUUAGCUUUAUAUAUGUUCAAAUAUACUACGCAUACAAGCUUUUAGUUUCCUAUCCAACCCGGACUAACAUCUUAAAGAAACAUUUUGGAGAUAAAGUACGUUCUUCGGAGGAAUUUUACAAGGAUAUUGACUUACUCUUACUUAACGUUAAUCCCAUUCUCAACGAACCUAGACCUCUUGGACCUAAUGUUAUUACAUUCGGAGGAGCAAUCCAUGUUUCACAAUCCAAGCCACUACCAAAAGAUCUGCAAGACUUCCUCGAUAGUGCCACAGAAGGAUGCGUUUACUUUAGUUUAGGAUCAAACACCAAAAGUGCGUUUAUGGGGGAGAAGAAAAUAAAGAUCAUUAUGGAAGCUCUUGGUGAAUUACCGUAUAAGGUUUUGUGGAAGUUUGAAGAUGAAGGUGUCGCUGUACCGAAAAAUAUUAAACUUGUCUCAUGGGUUCCUCAGCAGGAUGUAUUAAGACAUCCCAACAUAAAAGUAUUCGUAACCCAAUGUGGAAUGCAAUCGCUGGAAGAGGCUGUCGUAAACCACGUUCCCAUGGUAAUGAUGCCAAUGUACGGUGAUCAAGAAGCAAACGCAAAACGAAUGGAACUGAAAGGAAUAGCAAAAAUCGUACCACAUAAGCCAUUACCCGACAAAGAAUCUUUUAAAAGUGCUAUAAUUGAAGUCAUUACUAAUCCUAGCUACAAGCAAAACAUCAUCAAAAUUGCAGAGUUACUACUUGAUACACCAAUGACAGGAGUUGAAAAAGCAGUGUGGUGGAUUGAAUACGUUAUUAGACAUAAAGGAGCAAAGCAUUUAAGAGUUACCGAUGUGGAUGUACCCUUUUAUCAAUACUACUGUUUGGACGUUAUGGCUACACUUCUUUUGAUUGUGUACGUUUUCGUUAAAAUUAUUGGUUAUGCGUUCAGAGCACUUAAAAAGCUUGUAUAUCGUAAUAAAAAUGUUGACAAAAAUAAUAACAAAGGAAUAAAAAAGAACAACUGAAAAAGAUAAUAAUGUAAAUCCAUUUUUUUAAUUUAUAUUAAUUAAAAAAUUUGUAUUGUUUAUUACCUUGUCACGUUUAAUAUAUUUAUUUUUGUAUACUUUGCUUUUUGAAUAUUUGAAUUGUAUCAAAUAUUGUUUAUAUUGUAACAAGCAUAAAUAAAAUCCUACUUAUAUUUCUUA
This is a messenger RNA of Diabrotica balteata, 1830 nucleotides long. Lineage: Eukaryota; Metazoa; Arthropoda; Insecta; Coleoptera; Chrysomelidae. The record is from the annotation of a GenBank genome assembly.